Messenger RNA from Dibothriocephalus latus, 261 nucleotides. Lineage: Eukaryota; Metazoa; Platyhelminthes; Cestoda; Diphyllobothriidea; Diphyllobothriidae. The record is from the annotation of a GenBank genome assembly.
AUGUCCCACAAAAAACGCAAGACGCUUUCGAAAACUGAAAGCGAGGAACUACAGAUACUAAAGGCUGACAAAAACAUUGUUAUACUUCCAGCUGACAAAGGGCGGUCGACACUCAUUCUAAACAAGGGAGACUACGUCAAGAAAGUCGAGACCCUUUUGGGUGAUAGGACUGCCUGCAUACCUCGGGAACGUGACGCGAUGAAGACGCUAAUAAGCAGCAUCAACAAGGCUCUGACAAGCCUCUGGAAGUCAAAGCCAUAA